AUGAGUGGUCAUGUGGGAGAUUUAAGCUUAGAACAGCAAAAAGCCUUAAAUCAACUUCGCAACAAUGUAGCCAAUAUCCUACCACAGGAAGAACUUAGUGAUGAUUAUUUCUUGCUAAGAUGGCUUAGAGCUCGGGAUUUUGACUUACAAAAAUCAGAGCAAAUGCUCAGACGGAAUUGUCGAUUUCGUAAGGAAUGGAAAAUUGAAAAGCUUGUAAAAGAGGACAAUAUUCCGGAGCUUUGGCGAAAAUACUAUCCUGGGGGAUAUAUAGGAAAUGAUAAAGAAGGGGCACCAGUAUUCUUUGUGAACUUUGGCAGAUUCGAUCCUAAAGGUAUGCAUAAUUGUUUUCGUCCGGAAGAAUUGAUCAAAUAUUCCCUGUCCCACACAGAAGAAGGCAUGCAACGGUGUCGAGAGCAAAGUAAAUUGCUUGGCAGGAGAAUAGAAGGUGUAACAGUUAUUCAAGACUUGAAUGAGUUAUCUUUAAGUAACUUUCAUAGACCAACUAUACCUCAUUUUAUUAAGGUGAUGCAAUUAUUCGAAGAUAAUUAUCCAGAAUUCUUGAAACGUGCCUUGAUCGUUAAUGCAAAUUAUCAGCAAGUUUUAUUAGAAUAUGUCGAUAGAGAUACAAUACCCAAGGCCCUUGGGGGUAAUCUUGUGGAUGAAAAUGGCGAUCCACAUUGCUCAGCUAUUGUUGGACACGGAGGAAAAAUUCCUGAAUCGUACUAUCAUUCUGAGUUAGUCAAAAGUAAUGAGCGUCCAUUAGGUGACUAUUCAUCAGUGGUUAUUGCUAGAGCAGAUUGCUUACAAUUAAAAUACGAAAUCGAAACUCCUGGCACACUAAUAAAAUGGGAAUUCAAAACAGAUCAUCAUAAUAUUGCUUUUGGUGUUAUAAAAUUAAUCGAAAAUGAAGACGGAACCGUUGAAUACUAUGAAGUGAUUCCCGUUACCCGGCGCAACUGUCAACUUGUAGCAGAAGAAGGCGAUUAUGUUUGUGAAGAUCCUGGUACAUAUAUCUUGAAAUUCGAUAACAGUUUUAGCUGGAUCAACAGCAAAAACUUGCAAUAUAUCGUCGAGGUCUUAUCACCUGAUGAAAAUAUGAUGAAUAGAAUAGGAACGAAUGUAAGAUUUCCUUGA
Trichoplax adhaerens is the source of this 1134-nucleotide messenger RNA. RefSeq lists its product as uncharacterized. Gene Ontology annotation, cellular component: cytoplasm. NCBI's taxonomy places the organism in Eukaryota, Metazoa, Placozoa, Uniplacotomia, Trichoplacea, Trichoplacidae. The transcript is spliced from 14 exons. The record is from RefSeq and is a predicted model, not a curated record. Bases 1 to 1134 code for a protein of 377 amino acids.